Molecule: messenger RNA, 1744 nt
Organism: Talaromyces proteolyticus
Lineage: Eukaryota; Fungi; Ascomycota; Eurotiomycetes; Eurotiales; Trichocomaceae
Product: putative uridine kinase
Exons: 8
Coding region: 172-1536 (454 amino acids)
Cellular component (GO): cytoplasm
Molecular function (GO): kinase activity; ATP binding
Source: RefSeq, a predicted model, not a curated record
CGUUAAAAAAUCGGUUAUGCAGAACAUUCCUGCAUGUUUUGUCAUGAUUCGACGGCAGGUUUAGUGCAGGCUUGUGCUGCUGGCAAUGUGUAAGGUGUAUAUGGACAUCAUUGCCGUCUAGCCUAGUUCCCAAUUUGGUAACAUUGCUGCUGCUAUUUCACAGAAACCGCCAUGGAGUCCCUUCCCCCGAUCUAUUCAACCGCCACCAAUCUGAAACAGGGUUAUUCUCCGCCAUGGGAAGAUCUCAGCAUUAUUGGUAUUGCAGGGAGCUCCGGCUCUGGCAAGACUUCUGUGGCAAUGGAGAUUAUCAAGUCUCUGAAUCUCCCGUGGGUGGUCAUUCUUGUGAUGGAUUCGUUUUACAAAAGUUUGAAUCCGGAGCAACAUGAAAAGGCCCAUAGAAAUGAGUACGAUUUUGAUUGUCCCGACUCGAUUGAUUUCGAUGCUCUAGUCCAGAGUCUACAGGACUUGAAACUCGGAAAGAAGGCAAACAUCCCAAUCUAUUCAUUCAAGGAGCAUCAGCGCCAGAAGGAAACGACUCCUCUUUAUUCACCCCGCGUAUUGAUUUUAGAAGGAAUCCUGGCUCUUCAUGAUCCUAGAAUCUUAGAUCUUCUUGACGCAAAGAUCUUUGUAGAAGCUGAUAUGGAUGUAUGCCUUGGCCGAAGAAUUUUACGCGAUGUACGAGAGCGAGGCCGAGACGUUGAAGGAAUCAUCAAACAGUGGUUUACCUAUGUCAAGCCGUCAUACACCCAAUAUGUUGAACCGCAACGACAUGUUUCAGACAUCAUUAUUCCCCGAGGAAUUGAAAACAAAACAGCCAUUACCAUGGUAGUGGAACACAUUAGACGGCGACUCCAAGAAAAAUCAGAGAAACAUAAAGCAGAUCUUGAAAAAUUGCGUGCACUUGCUGCAGAGGAGAUUCUUUCUGAUAACGUCAUCAUCAUGAAACCAACACCCCAAUUCAAAGGCAUGCACACGAUCUUGCAGGAUCCUGCUACUGAACAGGUCGACUUCGUGUUCUACUUUGACCGAUUAGCCUCAUUGCUUAUCGAGAGGGCUCUGGACUGUACCGAAUAUGUCCCUGCUGCUGUUGAGACACCUAGCAAACAACGAUAUCAUGGCAUACAUCCUUUGGGCACCGUCUCUGCCGUCGCCAUUCUGAGAGGCGGAUCUUGCAUGGAGACUGCAUUGAAGCGAACGCUACCAGACUGCAUUACAGGCAGAAUUCUCAUCCAAACUAGCCCUCUAGCCUCGGAACCAGAGCUCCAUUAUCUCAAACUCCCACUAGGAAUCGAAACUCAUUCCACCGUGAUGCUUCUAGAUCCACAGAUGGCUAGUGGAGGGGCAGCGCUAAUGGCAGUCCGCGUCCUUAUUGAUCAUGGUGUUGAUGAGCACAAGAUAGUCUUUGUGACUUGCGCUGCCGGGAAAUGUGGGUUGCAACGGCUGACGGCUGUAUAUCCUGAAGUGAAAGUCGUUGUUGGGCGCAUAGUAGACGAGGAUGAGCCUCGAUGGCUUGAGAAUAGAUACCUGGGCUGCUGAUAUAUUCUAUCAGCAGGCAAAUCAUUUGUAUCAUCACUUGCAUGCCCAGCAGAUGUUGAUAUCUGGGCUUAGAUCCUCCCAGAAUUGGUGAGGAUCGUCUAUUUUGCAUUUAUCUGGCUCCAGAUUGGACUUUCAAACAGAUAGCAUAGCUUGUAGUUAGUUGUCAUUUUAUACGAACAAUUGGACAUGUGGUCUUCGUGCUAUUUAA